AUGCGGAGGAGGUGGCAGAUGUGGGGGAAGCCCGACGGGAGCCUCGUCUGGAUCCCGGCCUCCGACGGGCCUCCUUCGGAGGCGGUGCCCGGUGAGGCGCCGCUUGUUCCUCCUGACCCGCAGCCGGAUGCGGCGGCGAUGGAAGAUGCGCCAUCGGGCGAUGAGAUUAUCGAAGGCCCCGGCGCCACCGAUGGAUGCAGCGUCCCGUCGAUGGCCGACCUCUUCACCCAAGUUUUGGAUAAGCUAGUUGCUGCUGAUGAAAGAGCCGUGGCGAUCGAGCGUGCAGGGAAGGGUGGGGUGUUCUGCACUGGGUUGGGGAGAUCAGUGGCCGUCAGCGAUACGGCUAUAGAGAGGGCCAAGUUAUUGGUUGGGGAGGUCGCGGAGGAAACAAGUAAUAAGAGAAGGCAACCAUUUGGCAAUGGUUCCGAUUUGGAACGCGAAUUGGGAGAAAGAAAUGUUUCUUUUAAAGGUAGUGUACAUAAAGACAUUUUGUCUCCUAUGUUCCAAACUGGAUCGGGGAAGGCGGUUUCACUAAACAAGGACUUGAUUCAGAAGGCAGGAGCUGUUUUAGAAGGAAAUGUCGAGAAUUCUGUCGUUGCUGUACAGCCUGUACAAUCUAUGUUCCAUACUGAAUUGGUUAUGACAGAUCCAAUCAGCAUGAGCUCCAUUGAUAAGGCAAUGCCUGUUUUGGAGGGACAAACAACUGCAAAACAUGGAGAUGUGGCAGAUGUGGAUGAUACGGGACUCUUUCCAUUGUUCCAAACUGGUUCAGGUAAAGCUGUAUCGGUCAGUAUAGCAUCUAUCCAGAAAGCUAAGGCCGUCCUGGAGCAAAAUGAUGAAAGUGCAGGAAAUAUGGAUGAUUUGAGUAGGCCUGACCAAUCUCUGAUCUUCCAAAAUGGUUCACGAAGACCAGUCUUGAUUAGUGAAAUAGCUAACUCUGUGGUGAAGGGGGGAGAUGCUGGAAACAUUGUUUUCCGAACAGGAUUAGGGAGGCCUGCUGCGGUGAGCGAGACCUCAAUUCAAAAGGCAAGGGCAGUACUAGAUGAAGAUGCCAAAAGAAGAGGCUAUGGACUUACUGGUGUCUGCACCACCACUUACCAAACCGAAACUCCAACUUCUGUUUUGAUGAGUGGUGGUCUGACUAUGACUGAUAGAUCUGUUACACCGGAUGGAGAUGUUUCAAUUCAAGGAAAAAAUUAUGGGGCUGAUGGUCACAUGCCAUUAUUUCAAACUGGGUUUGGGAGGUCCAUUUCAGUUAGUAAAAGCUCAAUUAAGAGAGCAAGUACACUGCUGGAGCCAAGGAACAUUACAAAAGAAUUGGAAGAUGAAGCUAAUUUUGAUGGCUCUGCCACUCCGAUGUUCAAAACUGGAUCAGGAAGAUCUAUCACAGCAAGUGAAAAUUCUAGAAAGAAAGCCCAUGUUGUCUUAGAGGGUGACGAUCCAGUAAAAAAUGUAUAUAAUGACACUGGAGAAGCCAUUGAACCAAUCCUCCAUGCUGGAAUACAGAAGUUUGCACCCCAAAGUAGAAGUUCAAGUCAUAAGGCAAAUGCCCUCAUGGAGGAAGGGAGCUCUAUAAAAGAGGUCCGUGGAAGUGAACCGCCAAUGUUUCGAACUGGAUCUGGGAGGUCAGUCUUGAUUACUGACAGAUCGGUGCAGAGGGCAAGGGCGGUUCUGGAGGAAGAAGGCAAUAUGAAAAGAGAAAAUCACAAGCAACUUAAUAAUGUGGACAAAUAUAUUCCAAAUUUUACUUCACCUCUCAAGACAAGCUGCAUAAGGACUGUAAAUAUAUCUUCAGUUGGUGUUUCUCGAGCUGCAACUUUGUUGGGUUUGGAGGAUAAUACCCUUUCAACACAACUUUUAGGACAUGUGGGGGAUAAGCUAGGUACAAAGAUAAAUGUUGAGAGGGAAAAUUCAGAGCACCGAUUUGAUGUAGCAUCAGUCCGUGGAGUUUCUGGUGGCUGCCCAAUGAACUUGGGCCCAGCUGAAAACCAAGUACUUAUGGAUCCACAUCAGCAAUCUACAUUUUCUAAAACAACUGUCUCUGAUUCUAGUGAGCAAGCGAUCAAGUUCAGCACUGCUGGCGGCAGAUCAAUGGCUAUUUCCAGUGAUGCUCUUCAACGUGCAAAAAGUCUUCUGGGUGAAUCGGAUUUAGAGGUGUUACCAAAUAAUUUUUUAGGUCACUCUUCAGCAUCUCCAUGCAAAGAGAAGCUGCAAAAUUCAACUCGUCUGCGAAAAGGUGAAACUGAUUUAUUGAAGACAAUUAGGGGGGAAAGCAAAACUGAGCCAGCAAUUUUUUCCCUUCCUGCAAUGCCUGAUAGGAAGCACACAGAUUCCUUGGGACGUGCUAUACCUGAUACCACUUUGGCUAAUGGAAAUUCUGUCAGGUUUCAUGCGGCAAGAGGUUAUCAUCCUAUCAAUGAGAUUCCAAAGUUACCCAAGCCUUCUUCCAGAUGUUCUUUUGGUACUGAAAAUGCAAGUGAUACUAACGAUAAGGCUCGAAGAUUCCAAAUGCCACCUGGACCAUUGGUUGACAUCACUAAUUACAUGGGUACACAUUCUGUUAAAACUGACUCCCUUCCCACUGAGAAGAGAAGAAUUGGGGGAAGAAACACCAUAUCUACCUUUAAACGUCCCCGUUCUUCCAGGUUCAUCGCACCUACGAAAAUCAACAAUCCAUCCCCUGCUGGAGUAUCCAAACUACCACCAAUUCAGAUCAGUCCCUGUCGAACAAAGUUGUCUUCAUGCUAUCCUUUUCAACAUGAAAGAAAAUCGUGCAAAGAGUAUUUUGGUGGCCCUCCACGUUUCAAAUAUUUGACAGAAGAUAUAACAGAUGAAGUGAAGCUCAUGGAUGCAAAAAAUGCUGAGGAUUACAAGUUCAAUACAGAUACUGGUUCGGAAGAAUUUCAGAAGAUGCUUCUUGCCUGUGGUGCUUCGUUGACAUACGCAACUAAAGAAUGGACGAGCAACCACUAUAAAUGGAUUGUUUGGAAGCAUGCUUCAUUGGAGAGAUGCUAUCCAACUAGAGCUGCUGGCAAAUUCUUAAAAGUUGGUAAUGUUUUGGAAGAGCUGAAGUACAGGUAUGACAGAGAAGUGAACUAUGGCCACCGCUCAGCCAUAAAGAAAAUUUUGGAAGGGAAUGCUUCACCAUCUUUGAUGAUGGUGCUGUGCAUCUCAGCUAUUUAUUCUUGUCCUGACCUAAACAACAAUAAGCCAGAAGAUGACAAGCCACAUGCAAAUGAGGACAAUAGUGAGACUAAAAUCUUGGUAGCUGCUAAAAGGAACAUGCCCGCAAAGAUUGAACUAACUGAUGGAUGGUAUUCUCUGGAAGCGACACUAGAUCUGGCACUUUUGGAGCAACUAGAGAAAAGAAAGCUUUUUAUAGGACAGAAGCUUCGGAUAUGGGGAGCUUCACUGUGUGGUUGGUCUGGGCCAGUGUCAUUUCAUGAGGCAUCUGGUACUGUUAAAUUAAUGAUCCACAUAAAUGGCACCUAUCGUGCAAGAUGGGAUGAGACUUUGGGAUUAUGUAAGCAUACUGGAGUCCCACUGGCAUUCAAGUGCAUAAAAGCUUCAGGUGGUAGAGUUCCUAAGACACUGGUUGGAGUUACCAGGAUUUAUCCUGUUAUGUACAAGGAGAGGUUGUCUGAUGGUCGUUUCAUGGUGAGGUCUGAAAGGAUGGAAAGAAAAGCACUACAGCUGUAUCACCAGAGAGUGUCUAAGAUUGCAGAAGACAUCCAGUCUGAACAUGGAGAAUACUGUGACAAUACCAAUGAUAACGAGGAAGGGGCAAAAAUAUGCAAGAUGCUAGAACGGGCAGCUGAACCUGAAGUUCUCAUGGCAAGCUUGAAUUCAGAGCAGCUUCUGUCUUUCUCAUAUUAUCAAGAAAAACAAAAGAUUGUUAGGCAAAAUGAAGUUGCUAAGAAGGUUGAAAAUGCUCUCAAAUUUGCUGGGCUGAGUUCAAGAGAUGUUACACCAUUUUUGAAAGUCAAGGUGAUGGGUCUUAUCAGUAAACAAUCUGCCACAAAAUCGAGCCAAAGAGAAGGGUUAAUAACAAUUUGGAACCCUACCGAGAAGCAAAAAUCCGAUUUGGUGGAGGGACAGAUUUAUUCUGUCACAGGAUUGGGGCCUUCAAACUAUUUUACAGAAGUAGUCUACUUGCAUGCUAGAGGAUCAUCUACAACAUGGAAGCCUUUAGCAUCCACACAGACUACAAAUUUUGAACCAUUUUUCACCCCUCGUAAAGCAGUUGAAUUGUCACAUUUUGGUGAAAUACCACUUGCAAGUGAAUUUGACAUUGCAGGUCUUAUUUUAUAUGUUGGGAAUGUUUAUUUAUUGAACGACCAGAAUAGGCAGUGGCUCUUUUUGACAGAUGGAUCUAAAUUUAUCUCCGGAGAAGAGUCUGAAGAGCAAGAUGACUGUCUUCUUGCUGUUAACUUUUCUUCCCCAACCACUGGCGAGGACUCUGCAUUCUUCAAUUCUGCCGUUUCUGGACAUAUAGUUGGUUUUAGCAAUCUGGUUAAGCGACAGAAAGACCAGAUGAGGCACAUGUGGGUAGCUGAGGCGACAGAGAGCUCCACCUAUACUCUAUCCCACGAGAUACCUAAAAAAUCACAUCUCAAAGAGGCUGCGAAUUCUGCUGAAAAAUGGGCUUCAAGUUCUCAUCCUAUGAUUCAGCAUCUGAAGGAAAGAGUUUUGCAAAUAGUUGGUGAUAGUGGUGGCUGAAGUAUUCUGAAUGCCGCUACCAGUAGAAUCACUUUGUUUCAGGACUGGACCAGGAUGACGCCUAUGGCGGUGGGAUCCUCGUUGCCUCCUUGGUACUAUUAUCCUUAUCAUUGUCGCCAAGAUAACCGACAAACAUGAUAAAUGCUGUGUGGCAUAUGAAUGACGGAUACAUGAAUGUAUGAUAUCCACUUCACCGUAUUGUUUCCUACUAGUUAUAACCUUUCUUAAACAGUACUUGGACUUACCUUACUUGUUCAUUAGGAUCAGACACAAGGAACAGGUGUACAUUUAAUGUUGAAUUAGUAUUUAAGUUAAUAUUCUGAAUUUUGUG
Oryza brachyantha (malo sina) is the source of this 5050-nucleotide messenger RNA. RefSeq names its product protein BREAST CANCER SUSCEPTIBILITY 2 homolog A. The coding region runs from base 1 to 4719 and encodes 1572 amino acids. NCBI's taxonomy places the organism in Eukaryota, Viridiplantae, Streptophyta, Magnoliopsida, Poales, Poaceae. The record is from RefSeq and is a predicted model, not a curated record. The transcript has 33 exons. Gene Ontology annotation, biological process: double-strand break repair via homologous recombination; regulation of DNA-templated transcription.